AUGCAACUUCAAAUGACAAGUUUUUACAAUGAAUUUAAAGAUCGGGAAUUUCUAGAUAGAACUAUUGUAACCUCUACCAGUACUCUUACUCGCAUCAUUCCAAGACCCAUAUCAAAAAUCAACGAUAUAACUUUAAAGCAUAUAUACAAGAUGAUAACAGACGAUCUUAGAAUAGAAUUGACCAAGGAAACUAAGAGAAUUGUUAACACAUGUAUCAAGCUCUUCCAUCUGUUCAGGAUCUUGGAACAAACUCUGCCUAGUCAUUGCUCCCUCAAGAGGAUAAAAACAGGCUGUGUAUCAAUCAUUUCAUUAGACUCAGAGACAACGGAAUCGAUUUUAUCAGAUGUCACAGAAACUGGGCAUCAAUUGCAAGGGUUAACCAGCUCUGAAGAGGGUGUAAGAAACGAGAAUACUCUGAAUUUUAGCCAGUACAAUUCAUGA
This is a messenger RNA of Phycomyces blakesleeanus NRRL 1555(-), 441 nucleotides long. RefSeq lists its product as hypothetical. The record is from RefSeq and is a predicted model, not a curated record. NCBI's taxonomy places the organism in Eukaryota, Fungi, Mucoromycota, Mucoromycetes, Mucorales, Phycomycetaceae. The coding region runs from base 1 to 441 and encodes 146 amino acids. The transcript has 4 exons.